AUGACCACCGGUGAAAGUCACCAGUUCAUUGAGCCCGAUUUUGACGAUGAGGGGUUCGCCGAGUCCACUCACACGAGCUAUGCCACUUCGAUAGCUUCUGCGAUUCGCCGAGGAAUAGAGGAAAAUGGCCGGACAUAUCCUGCUUUUGGCAAACAUCAAUACGGCCUUCCCAUUGACGAGGAAGAGCAAGACCGGAACGACUUGCAGCAUUGCAAGUUUGGACUGCUUCUCAAUGAUCAUUUGUUUCUGGCCCCGAUCACGUCACAACCUCAAGAAAUCUUGGAUCUCGGAACCGGAUCUGGUAUUUGGGCAAUUGAUGUGGCGGACAAGUACCCCACGGCAAAUGUCCUGGGAGUCGACCUUGCGGCCAUUCAACCGACUUGGGUUCCUCCCAAUUGUCGCUUUGAAGUCGACGAUAUCGAGAGCGACUGGCUCUAUCACCGAAACCACUUCGACUUUAUCCAUGCCAGGGAAUUGAUCAUGGCAGUUCGCGACUGGGACAAGUUGAUUCAACAAGCCUUCGACCAUCUUAAACCUGGUGCUUACCUGGAACUCAGUCAAUCGGUACCCGACGCGCAUAGUGAUGAUAAUACUCUGCCUCUCGACAGUGCGUAUCGGCAGAUCACCGAAAUCUUUUUUGAAAUCGGCGAGAAAAUUGGCGCGUCAGGACAUGCCCCCAAAUCUUUCAAGGAGAAGAUGGAGCAAGUUGGAUUCGAGAAUGUUGUGGAAAGUCGCUUCAAGAUCCCCAACAGUCCCUGGCCCAAGGAUAGGAGACUAAAACAUAUUGGCCUGUUCGAAGCCGCGCACCUUGAUCGCGGCACUGAGGGGAUCCUCAUCCGAGGCAUGACUGGUGCUCUAGGUAAAUCAAGGGAAGAAGCACAGAUUGAGAUGUUUUUCCUGGCCAACAAGGGAUACCUUCUGAUUGCACACGAUCGCCGUGGCUUCGGCAUGUCUAGUCAGCCGUGGAACGGGAACGAUAUGGGUAACUCUGCCAACGACCCGAACCAGUUAUUUGAGAUGUCGAUCCUAAGAACGCUGCACUCGUUGGUCACUCUGCAGGUGGUGGAGAGACUGCGAGAAUUUUAG
Messenger RNA from Rhinocladiella mackenziei CBS 650.93, 1086 nucleotides. RefSeq lists its product as uncharacterized. Gene Ontology annotation, molecular function: methyltransferase activity. Lineage: Eukaryota; Fungi; Ascomycota; Eurotiomycetes; Chaetothyriales; Herpotrichiellaceae. Bases 1 to 1086 code for a protein of 361 amino acids. The transcript has 2 exons. The record is from RefSeq and is a predicted model, not a curated record.